AUGACUACUAAGAAGGAACCCAGGGAUUAUUGGUUGCUGAAUUGGUAUGAUGUGAUAAUUAUAGAAAACAAAAGUAAACUCAUUUAUCCUGUUAAAGAAGGCAUCAGUUCUAUACAGUAUUACGUCACGGACUCAGAGUUAUUUCAUGUACUUUAUGAAGCUCAUUUGGUUAUUGGACACAGAGGACAUGAUAGAAUGUUGAGAGAAUUUUCAACCAAAUACAAAAACAUUACACGUCAUGAUAUUGAACUGUACAUCCACCUUUGUGAACCUUGCCAGAAAAAACAGAAAGGUAUUAAAAAGGGCAUUGUUGUGAAACCUAUGAUUUUUUCCGAAUUUAAUUCCCGUUGUCAAGUAGAUCUUAUUGACUUUCAGUCUCAGCCAGAUAGAGAAUACAAAUUUAUUAUGGUGUACCAAGAUCAUCUCACAAAAUUUGUGAUUCUUAAGUCUCUAACGUCGAAAAGAGCUGAAGAAGUAGCCUACAACCUAGUGGACAUAUUCUCGUUGCUUGGAGCGCCGUCUAUAUUACAGUCUGACAAUGGUAGGGAAUUUGCGAAUAAUGUGGUGACCAGCUUGAAGGAGUUUUGGCCAGCACUGAAGAUCGUCCAUGGGAAGCCUCGCCAUUCACAAAGCCAGG
Molecule: messenger RNA, 637 nt
Organism: Centruroides sculpturatus (bark scorpion)
Lineage: Eukaryota; Metazoa; Arthropoda; Arachnida; Scorpiones; Buthidae
Product: KRAB-A domain-containing protein 2-like
Exons: 1
Biological process (GO): DNA integration
Molecular function (GO): nucleic acid binding
Source: RefSeq, a predicted model, not a curated record